AUGAUUUUCAGCAAAAAAGAAAAAAACUACCAAAAUCCUAGGCUAUGUGACAAUUUGUUCCACAUAGCAGUCGGUCCAGUCAUUAUUUUUGGGAAUCUCUUCGGAAUUAUGCCCGUCUCGGGAGUGUUAUCUAACGAUGUCAGCAGAGUGAAGUUUAGAUGGUUAACAUUGAAGACAGUAUUUUCCAUCUGUGUGAUAGUGCUUGGAUCGCUGGAGGUUGCCACAGCCGCUCAUCGCACAUAUAGAAGCGGUUUUAAAUUGUAUUCUUUUGGUGAACAUAUACUUUACCUAAAUGGUGCCUUUACAAAUAGCAAACUGCAAAUUGAGAAAUGCAAUUUCACGUUUGGAAUCGUCGAAAAUAUGUAUAGGCGGGAGCGAGCUCACUAUUUUGAUUUGGUUUACUUCGAAAUAUGGAUGACCCCAAUCGUUGCCUGGUUGCAAUUGUCCUUGACCAUGUGCUGGACUUUCAUCGACACCUUCAUAUCAGUAAGCAGCAUCACAAUUGCAUUCAAGUUCAAACUGAUAACAGAAAGAUUGCAAGUCACCAAAACAAAGGUGAUGCCGCAGUCAUUUUGGAUGGAUAUCCGGCAUGAUUACGCCAAGCAAACCGAUUUGGUUUUCUAUUUGGAUGAUCAAUUUUCCGCGAUCAUCUUGCUGGCUUGCACUAAUGGCUUAUAUGUUACAUGCCUCCAAUUGUUCAAUAUCUCUAUGGAAAGGCCAAGUACUAUGGACCAAAUAUUUUCAUGGUUUUCGUUGGUUUUUUUGAUAUCGAGGACACUAGCCAUGUUAUUUUUUGCUUCAACCAUCCACGAUGCAUCGAAGGAACCGCUGGCUAUAUUGCGUGAUAUACCCACCAAGUACUGGACAUUGGAGGUUCAGCGAUUUGCAAGCGAAAUUAGCCACCAAACCAUCGCUUUUUCGGGGAAACAAUUCUUCUUCAUAACGAGGAAGCUAAUUUUUGCUAUGAUCGGAACAGUGGUUACAUACGAACUAGUACUUUUGGACCGCAUCGAUGAAUAUUCAGAUAUUACUGAUUUUUUGGAAAAAUUGCGAGGGACGCCGGAUUUCGGUGAUAUGGUCACGAAAUCUGCGCUAACGGGAACACUCGUGAAUAAGAAGGUCGAUGGGAAACGACCAAAAGGUCGGGCGAAACAAUGGUUGUAUGAUACACUAGAUGGUGAUUUGCAAGCCUCCCAACUCGAUUCAGAUAAGAUCUUUGAGGUCCUUCCACCUGAGUACUGGGACGACCAGCGUAAAUACUACACAGCGCUCAGUGAGUUGAUGUCGACUGUUGACGAGAAAAUUGGAAUUAUAACGUUGAUAUCAUUCAGUAUGAAUUUGUACUACGUGUGCCUGCAAUUAUUCAAUAGCGUAAUACCAAGCGAUACAUUCAUUAGAGCGUUAUACUUUUGGUACUCACUAUGUUUUCUCAUUGGCCGAACUGUGGCAGUGUCGUUUUUCGCAUCCAGAAUACACGACGAGUCGAAAAAGCCAAUAGAAGAAAUGAGACUAAUUCCUACCGCUGCAUUUACUAAAGAGACAAAACGUCUUCUGGAGCAAGUAACAAACAGCACAAUUGCACUUAGCGGAUUUAAUUUUUUCUAUGUAACGAGACAAUUUAUCUUGAACGUUGCCGGAACAAUUGUGACCUAUGAAUUAGUUCUGGUGCAACUGCAUAAGGGCGAGUCGGGCCCCGAGGAUCCUUGUGCUCGUUAAUUCGAGAAUUGUGCUUUAAUUUCCAGGGUGCAUUUUGUGUGCUUGUUUCUUGUACAGGGUAUUACGCUGUGGCAUGCACCGGUUUAUUGUUAUUGUGCUGGCGUUUUUGAUCGUCCUAAAAUUCCAUCUUAACAUGUGUGCUUUUGUUGGCGCGAAUUAAA
Messenger RNA from Hermetia illucens (black soldier fly), 1877 nucleotides. RefSeq names its product gustatory receptor for sugar taste 64c-like. The transcript has 13 exons. Gene Ontology annotation, biological process: detection of chemical stimulus involved in sensory perception of taste; sensory perception of sweet taste. The coding region runs from base 1 to 1716 and encodes 571 amino acids. The record is from RefSeq and is a predicted model, not a curated record. Gene Ontology annotation, cellular component: membrane. Gene Ontology annotation, molecular function: sweet taste receptor activity. Lineage: Eukaryota; Metazoa; Arthropoda; Insecta; Diptera; Stratiomyidae.